Messenger RNA from Cebus imitator (Panamanian white-faced capuchin), 2830 nucleotides. It is a transcript of the gene BMAL1, whose product is annotated as aryl hydrocarbon receptor nuclear translocator like. Gene Ontology annotation, molecular function: RNA polymerase II cis-regulatory region sequence-specific DNA binding; protein dimerization activity; DNA-binding transcription factor activity, RNA polymerase II-specific. Gene Ontology annotation, biological process: circadian rhythm; regulation of transcription by RNA polymerase II. The transcript is spliced from 20 exons. The record is from RefSeq and is a predicted model, not a curated record. The coding region runs from base 554 to 2320 and encodes 588 amino acids. Gene Ontology annotation, cellular component: aryl hydrocarbon receptor complex; cytoplasm; nucleus. Lineage: Eukaryota; Metazoa; Chordata; Mammalia; Primates; Cebidae.
AAGUAGGUUAGUGGUGCGACAUUUAGGGAAGGCAGAAAGUAGGUCAGGGACGGAGGUGCCUGUUUACCCGCGCCGGACUCACCGCCGCCGCCGCCGCGGGAUCCGAGUGCGGGCGCGGGCGCGGGCGCUCCCGGCGAGCCACGGUGGUGCUGGCUAGAGUGCUUAAGUUUGGACCCAAGCUUAACUUUUCCAAUGUGGAAUCCUGAGCCUUCAUUGGUUUUUGGAAGAAGCUGACUGCCUGAAAAGAAAUUACAAAACAUGAAAAUCGCUUUGAGGUGACCAACAGCUCCAGAGGCCCCUAACUCCUCCCAAGCUGGAUCUGGGGUGUAAGCGCUGUAACUUCAGAUCAACCAAUGGCAGACCAGAGAAUGGACAUUUCUUCAACCAUCAGUGAUUUCAUGUCCCCGGGCCCCACCGACCUGCUCUCCAGCUCUCUUGGUACCAGUGGUGUGGAUUGCAACCGCAAACGGAAAGGCAGCUCCACUGACUACCAUUCACAGGUCGAAUUUGGGGAGCACAAUGGCUGGAGGUCAGAUGCCCACUAGGAGAUGCUAUGAUUAAUAUAGAAAGCAUGGACACAGACAAAGAUGACCCUCAUGGAAGGUUAGAAUACACAGAACACCAAGGAAGGAUAAAAAAUGCAAGGGAAGCUCACAGUCAGAUUGAAAAGCGGCGUCGGGAUAAAAUGAACAGUUUUAUAGAUGAAUUGGCCUCUUUGGUACCAACAUGCAACGCAAUGUCCAGGAAAUUAGAUAAACUUACUGUGCUAAGGAUGGCUGUUCAGCACAUGAAAACAUUAAGAGGUGCCACCAAUCCAUAUACAGAAGCAAACUACAAACCAACUUUUCUAUCAGACGAUGAAUUGAAACACCUCAUUCUCAGGGCAGCAGAUGGAUUUUUGUUUGUCGUAGGAUGUGACCGAGGGAAGAUACUCUUUGUCUCAGAGUCUGUCUUCAAGAUCCUCAACUACAGCCAGAAUGAUCUGAUUGGUCAGAGUUUGUUUGACUACUUGCAUCCUAAAGAUAUCGCCAAAGUCAAGGAGCAGCUCUCCUCCUCAGACACCGCACCCAGGGAGCGGCUCAUAGAUGCAAAAACUGGACUUCCAGUUAAAACAGAUAUAACCCCUGGGCCAUCUCGAUUAUGUUCUGGAGCACGACGUUCUUUCUUCUGUAGGAUGAAGUGUAACAGGCCUUCAGUAAAGGUUGAAGACAAAGACUUCCCCUCUACCUGCUCAAAGAAAAAAGCAGAUCGGAAAAGCUUCUGCACAAUCCACAGCACAGGCUAUUUGAAAAGCUGGCCACCCACAAAGAUGGGGCUAGAUGAAGACAACGAACCAGACAACGAGGGGUGUAACCUCAGCUGCCUUGUCGCAAUUGGACGACUGCAUUCUCAUGUAGUUCCACAACCGGUCAACGGGGAAAUCAGGGUGAAAUCUAUGGAAUAUGUUUCUCGGCAUGCAAUAGAUGGGAAGUUUGUCUUUGUAGACCAGAGGGCAACAGCUAUUUUGGCAUAUUUACCACAAGAACUUUUAGGCACAUCGUGUUAUGAAUAUUUUCACCAAGAUGACAUAGGGCAUCUUGCAGAAUGUCACAGGCAAGUUUUACAGACGAGAGAAAAAAUUACAACUAAUUGCUAUAAAUUUAAAAUCAAAGAUGGUUCUUUCAUCACACUACGGAGUCGAUGGUUCAGUUUCAUGAACCCUUGGACCAAGGAAGUAGAAUACAUCGUCUCAACUAACACUGUUGUUCUAGCCAACGUCCUGGAAGGCGGGGACCCAACCUUCCCGCAGCUCACAGCAUCCCCCCACAGCAUGGACAGCAUGCUGCCCUCUGGAGAAGAUUCUUUUAUUGUAGGUGGCCCAAAGAGGACCCACCCCACUGUUCCAGGGAUUCCAGGGGGAACUCGGGCUGGGGCAGGAAAAAUAGGCCGAAUGAUUGCUGAGGAAAUCAUGGAAAUUCACAGGAUAAGAGGGUCAUCGCCUUCUAGCUGUGGCUCCAGCCCGUUGAACAUCACGAGUACGCCUCCCCCUGAUGCCUCUUCUCCGGGAGGCAAGAAGAUUUUAAAUGGAGGGACUCCAGACAUUCCUUCCAGUGGCCUACUACCAGGCCAGGCUCAGGAGAACCCAGGUUAUCCAUAUUCUGAUAGUUCUUCUAUUCUUGGUGAGAACCCCCACAUAGGUAUAGACAUGAUUGACAACGACCAAGGAUCAAGUAGUCCCAGUAAUGAUGAAGCAGCAAUGGCUGUCAUCAUGAGCCUCUUGGAAGCAGAUGCUGGACUGGGUGGCCCUGUUGACUUUAGUGACUUGCCAUGGCCACUGUAAACACUACAUGUUGCUUUGGCAACAGCUAUAGUAUCAAAGUGCAUUACUGGUGGAGUUUUACAGUCUGUGAAGCUUACUGGAUAAGGAGAGAAUAGCUUUUAUGUACUGACUUCAUAAAAGCCAUCUCAGAGCCAUUGAUACAAGUCAAUCUUACUAUGUGUAACUUCAGACAAAGUGGAACUAAGCCUGCUCCAGUGUUUCCUCAUCAUUGAUUAUUGGGCUAGCUGUGGAUAGCUUGCAUUAAUUGUAUAUUUUGGAUUCUGUUUGUGUUGAAUUUUUUAAUCAUUGUGCACAGAAGCAUCAUUGGUAGCUUUUAUAUGCAAAUGGUCAUUUCAGAUGUAUGGUGUUUUUACACUACAAAGAAGUCCCCCAUGUGGAUAUUUCUUAUACUAAUUGUAUCAUAAAGCCGUUUAUUCUUCCUUGUAAGAAUCCUUUACUAUAAAUAUGGGUUAAAGUAUAAUGUAUUAGACAGUUAAAUAUUUUUAAUAAAUGUUUCCCUUGUUCUAUAAA